Gekko japonicus is the source of this 8582-nucleotide messenger RNA. Its product is annotated as protein AHNAK2-like. NCBI's taxonomy places the organism in Eukaryota, Metazoa, Chordata, Lepidosauria, Squamata, Gekkonidae. The record is from RefSeq and is a predicted model, not a curated record. Gene Ontology annotation, cellular component: nucleus; cytoplasm. Bases 1 to 6645 code for a protein of 2214 amino acids. Gene Ontology annotation, biological process: regulation of RNA splicing. The transcript has a single exon.
AUGGAAGUGGAGGUCGGUGAGAAGGGCAAAAUGAAAAUUCCAGAUGUCAAGAUGCCAAGUGUCAAGAUGCCCCAAAUAAAGGGGCCCCAGGUUGCCAUCACUCCAUCAAAGUUCGAGGGAGAUGCGUCCCUUCCCAAAGUUGAAGCUGAAAUGCCAGAAGGAGAAGUCUCUGCAAAGGUGCCCAAAGCUGAAGGCAGCAUUGAGGGAGGUGGGAUGAAGAUGCACAUGCCAAAAUUCAAGAUGCCCAGCAUGGGCUUCUCCAAACCAGACGUCAAGGGCCCCAAAGUCGACGUGGACCUCAGCGUACCCAAGCCGGACGUCACCCUUCCAUCCGCUGACCUCAGCAUCUCCAAACCUGAAUUGAAAACGGGAGAGCUUGCAGCCGACAUCAGCGUCUCAGCACCUGAGGUGAAGAUCCCUGCAGGCCAGGCCUCCUUGGAACUCAAGGCCCCAGACUUCCAACUGGAGGCACCAUCAGCUGAGAUAUCUGUGGAGGCCGGCGAGGCCAAGCUGGAGGGCGUGGACAGAAAAUUCAAAAUGCCUAAAUUCCAGAUGCCAAAGUUUGGCAUGUCCCUUCCCAAAGGGAAAGCCGCUGUCGAGGGGGAUAUCACCGUGCCUGCCAUAGAGGCAGAGAUCCCCAAAGCAGAACUCAAAGGUGAAGUGACGGUGCCAUCCGUCGAGACGGGCAUAAAGAUAAGAGGACCUCACAUUGAAGGCCCGAGUGUGGAAGUGGAGGUUGGUGAGAAGGGCAAAAUGAAAAUGCCUGAUGUCAAGAUGCCGAGUGUGAAGAUGCCCAAAAUAAAGGGGCCCCAGGUAGAAGUCACUCUAUCGAAGGUCGAGGGAGAUGUAUCCCUUCCCAAAGUUGAAGCCGAACUGCCAGAAGGAGAAGUCUCUGUCAAGGUGCCCGAAGCAGAAGGCAGAAUUGAGGGAGGCAGGAUGAAGAUGCACAUGCCAAAAUUCAAGAUGCCCAGCAUGGGCUUCUCCAAACCAGAAGUCAAAGGCCCCAAAGUCGACAUGGACCUCAGCACACCCAAGGCUGACGUCACCCUUCCAUCCGCUGACCUCAGCAUCUCCAAACCUGAAUUGAAAACGGGAGACCUUGCGGCCGACAUCAGUGUCUCAGCAACUGAGGUGAAGAUCCCAACAGGCCAGGCCUCCUUGGAACUCAAAGCCCCAGACUUCCAACUGGAGGCACCAUCAGCUGAGAUAUCUGUGGAGGCUGGCGAGGUCAAGCUUGAGGGCAUGGAUGGGAAGUUCAAAAUGUCUAAGUUCCAGAUGCCAAAGUUUGGCAUUUCCCUUCCCAAAGGGAAAGCUGCUGUUGAGGGAGACAUUAGUAGUGUACCUUCCUUGGAGGGUGAUGUUCCAAAAGCAGAUCUGAAAGGCAAAGUGAUUUUGCCAUCUGUUGAGACUGGCAUAGAUGUGUCAGGAACCCAGCUUGAGGCCCCAAGCAUUGAAGUGGAGGUCGGUGAGAAGGCACCAGAAAUAACCGCGGAAACUCUUCUUGGUGAUAUUGAGUACAGUGCUGCAGAGGUAACUGUCGAUGGCUCAAAGGGGAGGAUGAAGAUGCCAAGAUUUCAUAUGCCGAAGUUUGGAUUAUCUCGUACUAAAGAUAAAACCAUAGAAGGCAAAGUCAGUUCAUCCAAGGCUGAUAUUGACAUACCUGGCCUAGACACUGAUGUGGAAAUCUUGGAUAUUCGAACAAUUGAAGCUCCUGAGAUGGAGUCAGAUGUUUCAAACCUUAAAAUGCAGACCUCACCAGAAAGAGUGCUCCAGCGACCGAAAACUGAUAUUCAGAUAUCAGGUACAGCCAUUGGCCUUCCAUCUGUAGAUGUUUCAGUUCCCAUGACAGAAGUUAACAUCCAGGGUACAGACUUAGAUAUCAAAGGCUUAAAAAUGGAAGCCGGUGAAAAGGACACAGCAGAAAAAGAAAGCAAAUUCAAGAUGCCAAAGUUCAAACUACCAUCAUUUAACUGGUCUCCAAAAAAGGAAGGAAGCGUUUCCGGUCAUGUUGAUGCCAACUGGGAUGACCCCUCACUAACAAUUUCGACAAGUGAGAGAGAACCUGAAUUAACCCUUACCGUAGAAGAAAUCGAGGACGAGGUGGUUGAAGUGGACAGUCACUUUUCUAUUGAUAAAGACAGUGAAAGAAGUAAAAUCAGACGGCCACAGUUCAGCAUGCCAAAAUUAUCCCUUCCAAAAAUGAAGGGCCAUAAGGCUGAAAUGUCUGUGUCACAGCUGGAAACGGACAUUAGAGUGUUUGAGCAAGGAGAUCAAGGAGACCGGCCACUGCAGGUCCCAGAGAAAGAAGUCAGUGGAGGGGAUGCUAAAAAAAGCAUUAAAAUGCCCAAAGUUAAACUCCCAAGCCUUGAGCUUUCCAAAGCAGAAAUCAAAGCUCCAAAGGUUGAUAUGGAGGUCAGCGACCCUAAAAGUGAUGCCCAGCUCCCUACGUCUGAUGUCAGUCUUUCAAAACCAGAAGUAAAACUGGGGGAUAUUUGCGCUGAUGUUAGUAUAGCAGCUCCUGAAAUUAAGGGUUCCAGGGCAGAGGAACUGAAAAGUCCAGAAGUAAAAAUGGAAGGACAGUCCGCUGAAACGUCUGUAGAUGGGGCCGAGAUUAAAACUGAAGGUGUGGAAGGAAAGAUGAAAAGGCCCAGAUUCCACAUGCCCAAGUUUGGAAUCUCAUUUUCUAAAGGAAAAGUUCCUGACACUGAGGUUGCUUUACCAUCGAUGGAGGCAGAGGUUCCCCAGCUGAAAACAACAACAGAUAUUGCUGACAUUGCAGUGGAAGCACCAACACUCGAAGCUAAUUACGCUGUAGCUGGUGAAGAAACAAUUGUGGUGGAUGACAGAAUAAGAAUUCCUCCGAUUCCUAAAGGUGUCACGAAGGCCCCCACGCUGGACGUAGAGCUCCCAUCAGUCGGGCUUCCGAUGCCUCCGUCAGAAAAAGACGUUCAAAGUUUAGAAGCCCAACCAGAAGGAGAUUUAAAGACUGGAGUUUUAGAUACAGAAGAGAAAGAAGGACACUUCAAAAUGCCAAAAUUCAGGUUGCCAUCAUUUAGUUGGUCCCCUAAAAAAGAAGCAAGCCUUAAAACAGACAUAAAAGAACCUGAGGAAGAACCUCAAACAGCAUGGCCCGAGGAUACAGAUUCACAACUAACAGUAGUUCUGUCAGAAGAUCAAGGGGUCCAGAUGGAACUUGAUGCGGAGAUGUCGUCCAAGAAGGGCCAGAUGAAAAGGCCUCAUUUUGCCAUGCCCAAACUCUCUCUCUCUAAACCAAAGUUACCUAAAUCACAGGUCAGUCUGUCGAAAGGGGAGAAAGAUCUAACUGAGGAAAGAGAAGGAGAGGUGGUACAAAUACCAGAUAUAGAAAGCAGUUUUACCACCAGAGAAGAAGAAGGAACAGAGAUAAGCAUUAAAAUGCCAAAGGGAAUAUCAAAACCAGAAAUCAAGACUCCCAAAAUAGAUCUAGAUGCCAAAGUACCUACAGCCGAUAUUAAAGCUCCUAUGACUGGCCAUUCACCUGAGCUGAAGAGUUUGGAGAGAGGAUUUGAAGGAACAUCAGGUGAAACUGAUAUGGAUGGUGCAGGUAGAAAAAGUGAGGGCUUAGAAAUUAGACUGCCGAAACUCCAGAUGCCAAAGUUUGGAAUCUCAGUUCUUGAAGGGGAUGUGCCCAAGAGUGAGAUUGUCAUACCAGCUGUGCAAGGUGAAGUUUCCAAAGUACAAACAACAGAGGGACUUGAUGGAGAAGCUCCGGUCCUAGACGUUCAAGCUGAUACUGCUGGUGUUGAAAUGAAGGGUUCCUCUGUGAAAAUUGAAGUCCCACGAAUGGCCACAGCUGAAACCAAGGUAUCAGACACUUCUGCAUACAGCCUUAGUGAGAAGGAUAUAGCUGUACAAGGAGAACAUGAAAUUCAGACAGAGGCAUCUCAGGGCUGGUUUAAAAUGCCGAAGUUCAGAAUGCCUUCGUUCGGCCGGUCAUCUUUAAAGGGGAAAAAGGGUGAUGCUGAGGAUGAAGGUAGCCCUGGGAAGGUUCUCACUGCUGACAUGCAAGUUGAAAUAAAGACACCCGAAACUGUGGCACAGUCUCUUCAUGUGGACACUGAGUCUUCUGUGAAGGACAGUUUAGAAGGCAAGAUCACAUUUCCUCAAGGGCCAAUUCCAGAAGGUGACGUUUCAAUACAGAAAGAAGGGGGCUCUGGUUUUGGCCUGUCAGCAGGCAAAGGCAGACUCCUGCAACCUUCCGGGGAAAUGGAUAUUAAAUUAAGUUUGGAGGGGAGCAAAACAUAUGCUGAGGCAGUUAAACAUGGGGCUGAAGAAGAGCUACAGAAACCUCCAUUCCCCGUCCCUAGAGACGAGCUCUGUAGUUCAGAAGUCAGCAUACCUAAAGUAGAGGCAACGCUUCCUAAAUCCGAUACGGCACUUCGACAUAAAGCCAAGCCUGACGACGCGCCAUCUUUGGAGGUUUCCAUCGAAACAAAGAGGCUAGACGUGGGAACUGAUGAGGCAGCAUCCGCUGAAAUCACUGUGGAUGGAACAGAAAGGAGAAUUGACAUUUCUGGUCCAAAAGAAGAAGUUGUGGUGCAAAGCCGAGGUGCAGAAGCAAAAACUGGGAAGAUGGCAAGCCAAACAAAAUCACCGAAAAAGGACAUUCAAGGAAAAGAAAGCAUGUUCAAAAUGCCAAAGUUCACUGUGCCUUCAUUUGGAUGGUCUACCCCAAAGAGCUCUGUCCACAUCGCUGAAGAUAUACCUAACCUGGAAGAACCAGAGGCUGCCCUGCCAGAAAUUAAAAUGGAUGCUUCGAUCACUGAUGAAGACUUUGAAAUAAUAGAGUUGCCAGUUGAAGGUUUUGAGAAGGACGCUUCCGCAGAAGUUGAGGUGAAAGCAGAAGAAAGAGACAGUUCAAGUAAAACAAAAGCAUCUAAAUUCAGGAUGCCAAAGUUUGGCAGUCUACGUUCCAAAUCACGGGGCUCAGAAAUCCACGCUGAUCCACCAAAAGUGGAAGGUGAGGUGUCGCUAGCUAAAACGGAAGGGGAGGCAUCAGAAAUCCAGAUUCAAAAGGGAGAAGGGUCUGUUGACCUAAAAGGUACAAAGCUAGAUACUGAGGACAAGGAAUUUGAGGAUUCAGAGCUAAAUUUCCAUAUUCCAAAAUUAAGAAUGCCCAAAUUCACACACAGCACGCCCAUAGCUGAAGGACAAGUUUUGACUUCAGAAGGAACAACAGAUGGGAAAUGUGCAGAUACUGAUGUUGCACCUCAGCUGGAAUUCAGGACUAAAGUCCUCGAAGAGAAAGCAGACCAGACAGGUUAUGAUAUCCAGAAAUCAAAAGUCAGGAUUACAACAUUGUCUGAACCUGCUAUUCAGAGAACAAAGGUGGAGAGCAAAAUGCCAUCUAAAGAGUCUAUGUUUGCAGAGACUGCAGUAUGGAUACAGAGGCCAAUGGAGUUUAGCGGUGGUUUUCCUAAAGAGCAGAUAGAUACCAUGAGUAGUACUAUCCAUAAGUCAGUAGCUAAAAUUACAACAGUGACUGAACCAGACAUUCAGACAACGCAAUUUGAGAUUAAACUCCCAUCUGCAGAUUCCUGCACUCCAGAAGCAUCAUUGCAUGCUCAAGGACCUCGUGGUGAGAUCAAAGAAACAAAGAUAGAAGGUACAUCAGUGCUUGGUUAUGGCGACAGUCGAAGUCAGGAGACAUUCUCCACACAGAUAGUCAGAGAAUCUGAGAUUCCUCCAUCGGAGAUCAAAACUGCAUCCUAUGGUUUUUCUCUGCUUAAACUGAAGAUGCAGGAACCACAUUUGAGCGUCGGUGUACCAGUCAAAUGUUCUUCUCCAGAAGAUGUGAACAAAACAUUUGAGAGUAAAGAUCUCCAGCCUAAGCUGUCAGAUGAAAGUUCAGGAAUAGUAAUGCAGAAGACUCUCUCUCUUGGAUUUAAAGUAUCUGACAAGGGCCCAGGUAUAGCUGGUGAUUUCACCGAAGGAUCGUCUUCCGCCACAACUCUGACAAAACUGAAACCUUUCGCUGUUGAAGUACAAUCUUCUAGUAAAUUUGCAGACAGUUCUUCUGACAAGCCAUCGAAAGAGAUAUCCAUUUCUGCUGUAUCCCGCGAUAAGGAAGAAAUGAAACCUUCUGAAUCCGGAGAAGAGUCCACAGAUCAAAAAGAAAAAUCUGACAGUGGGAGUUCUUCAGGCAGGUUUAAAUUCUGGUUUCCAAGUAUCGGAUUUUCUUCCUCUGUCGAUGACACAACCACAGAUUCCAGAGCCGAAGACCAAACGUCAUUUCUAGAAGAUGUGCAACCCAAAGAUCCAUCUGCAACAGACAGUGACUCUUCUACGCAAACUGGGUGGUUCCGAUUUCCCAAGUUAGCUUUUUCAUCUCCGACCAAAAAAAUCAAGGAAGCUGACAAAGAAGAAGAAGAGGUCGAUCCAAAAGGGAGGAAACCUCAGGGUGAAGAAAGUCCAACAGAAAAAGCGGAAAUGUUUUUUGAUGCCCAAGAAAGUUUACCACCAAAAGAGAAAGUUGCAGAGACAGAAGAGAUCUCAGGGACUGCACCUUUGGCAGCCAUUGUUUCAUCUUCAGCAAGAACCGAACUGAUAUUACUAGAGAAAGAGAAAGCUACUUCUCAAAGCAUUCCUGAAGAGCCAUCGAAAUGAGUGGGCUGCUCCUCAGCAUUCGGUCAUACACGGGAAAAUAAUGAUGAUGGAAAAGCCUUUAAAAACAACCAAAAAAUAUUGUCUUCUUUCCAAAAAGAAAGGAAUAUUGUCUAAAUACUUAAAGAUGAUCAAAGAAAUGUAUUAUGCUACAGUAGCGUUUUCAAGAUCAUGACAUUUAUUUCAUGGGAUACGUAUGUAAACAAGCCAACCCAAACUACUGAUAAAAGGUGUUUGUCGUUCUAAUGAACCCAACAGAUAUCUUUCCUGCUAAUGUGCUCAAAAAUGUUCUUUCUUCAAGUCAGUUUAGUGGAGCAAUGACAGGGCAAGACUGUAAACAUGAGCAUUUGAGAAACACAGCAAUGAUUUUGUUCUAGAUUAUUUGCGGGAAGUAGUAGGAAGCUAAUGCUGGGAGGAUUUUAAAAAAAUAUUUCUUUUUUAGAUUUUAUUUUUUUAACUGUAUUUCUGCUGCUAUCUUAUGAAAAAUAUAUAUUUUUUCAUUAUCUUAGAGAGCAAUAGGUUCAUCCCGGGAUCCUUUUAAAACAACAACAACAACCAAACAUAAACUAAUAAUGUAGAUAUUACAAUGCUUAUUCUUCUUUUCCAGUUUGGAAGUUUGGUAAUAUUUCGCCUCUUCUUUUAAAAAGCUCAGCAUCUAUAUCAGGGAAAUAUAUAUAUAUAUAUACACACACACACACACAGAUUUUCAGCAUUAUCAGUUGUCUGCAGUUCAGUUAAACAGAAGUAUUAAGUAAGCAGCAAAGCAAUUUAUAUCCCAGUCCUAAACAUUUGCACCAACAGACCCACGUAUGAUUUCCCGCAAUAGUUGUAUUGUAAUGCCAUUCUUGUUGGUAGUGUGCUGGCAUAACUGUGAAUAUAACCCAGCCAGAGCACUUCAAUGUCAACAAACGAUAGCUGAUGUCUGCUUCAGAAAUUACUUUUUAUCAUCAACAACUUUAACCACCCAUAUUUUGAGAGCUUGUGUCAGUGUGACUUUUAGAGAACUUUAGGUGUGCCAGUUCAUAUCAGGAUCUUCUGCAUCAGGGACCCUGGUAGCCAUUUGAAAACUCUUCCCUGUGGUCAUGCCUGGCUGUUCCACACUGUGGUACAUUGUGCUUGUGCAUCUACUGUAUUGUGUAGGAACCUGGCUGUUGUCAUGCUAUUGCAGAUGUCGUUUCACAGCUUUGCAGAGGAGCAUUGAGCAGUGGAAUCCUGGACAUGGCAAGUAAAUUCACAUAGCCAGCUGGCCACUGACUGGAAGCUGACGCAAAAAGGUUUUCCUUUUGGCUAGUGUACCACCCGGUGUUUUCUGAAUACAGGAUGAAUUACAGAUCGAUGACAAAUAACCUCAACCACAGUGCGCAUCUAACAACUUAAGGUGUUCGUUUACGUUGUCUUUCCGUGCAGUGACAUUGUUACCCCUUCCUAGCUUCCCCAGAUUCUAAUCAGGUGCAGAAAAGUGGUAAGAUUCUUCUAGCUGCUCGACGGAACAGUAAAGACGUUUAGCUUAGAACAUUGCCUCAUUGUUGGGAUAUCUCAUGCUGUUUGAUUUGGCGUCGCCUUACGCUGUGCAAUCCCACCUUGAGUCUCAGAGAGAAAGGUGGGCUAUAAAUAAAUCAAGUAAGUGAAUAAAUGAAUAAAUACGAGCAGGCAUGCCGAAGCAGUCAAAGGCCCAUCUAGUCCCAGCACUGCAUUUCAUACAGUGGACAAGAAGAGGCCCCCUGGAAGCAAGGUGUAGAGACUGCCUCCCCCAAUUAUUGCCCCAAAGCACUGAUAUUCAGAGGGUUAUUCCUGUGAAAAGUACUGAGACUUACUAGCGAUUUCAGCUCUCUUACUUUUAUUAGUUCGGAACACGACAACUAGACCCGGCUCGCAGCCCGGUUUAUAUGUGCAAGAAUCCCACACCCAAAACACACCCACACACAAGUGAUUGGUCAUUC